GCGGCCGCGGCGCAGUGCGCGCGCGUCGGUGAAAGGUGACAUGUCGCGAGUACGAGUGAACGGCGCACGGACCGCCAUGGCUAGCCUACCUUAUAAGACGAUACUACUUCUUAUCUGUGCUAUUCUCGGAAAUGUUAGUUGCCAGAAGGACAAGGACAAGGAGGAGGAGUUUGUUUGUCCAGAGGGCACGCAGGGCAACGGCAAUUUUGCGGACCCCGCCACUUGCAGACGCUUCUACCAGUGCGUCGAUGGGUACCCGUACUUGAAUAGAUGUCCUUCUGGAUUGUUCUUCGACGAUAUCAGCAAGUUCUGUACCUUCAAAGCUGAGGCGAGAUGUGGUCCUAUUGCUACCACGCAGGCUCCCAUCACGGAAGCGCCUCUAGACCUAGCGACCAAGUGCGACCCGGCUGAGUGCCAGUUGCCGUACUGCUUCUGUUCCAAAGACGGCACUCUCAUACCCGGCGGCAUUGACCCUGAAAAUACUCCGCAAAUGAUCAUGCUAACUUUCGACGGGGCUGUCAAUUUGAACAACUUCGAACUAUACAAGAAAGUUUUUAACGGCAAGCUGAAGAAUCCGAAUGGCUGUCCCAUACGUGGGACGUUUUUCCUGUCUCAUGAAUACAGCAAUUACGUCCAGGUUCAGGCUCUAGCACACUACGGUCAUGAGAUCGCCACAGGCACGGUGUCCCAACAGCAAGGCCUGCAAGACAAAGGCUACGAAGAGUGGGCAGGCGAGAUGAUCGGCAUGAGGGAAAUCCUGCGACGAUUCGCGAACGUGUCCCGAACGGAGAUCGUGGGAACGAGGGCGCCGUUCUUGAAGCCUGGUAGAAACACGCAGUUCAAGGUGCUAGAGGACUUCGGAUACAUCUACGACAGCUCGGUAGGUGUCCCGCCGCUGCCUAUUCCAGUGUGGCCUUACACCCUCGAUUACAAGAUCCCGCACGAGUGCAAGUCGGGGACUUGCCCUACUAAAUCCUUCCCGGGACUUUGGGAGGUGCCAUUCAACGCUCACUACGUGGAAACGUUCGAGGGAGGACACUGUCCGUAUCUGGACCAGUGUGUACUCCACAAUCAUGACUCUGAUGAUGUACUAGAGUGGCUGCAGGAAGACUUCAACCGGUACUACGAGCAGAACCGGGCGCCGUACAUGAUGCCGUUCCACACCAACUGGUUCCAGAUCAAGGAGUUGGAGCAAGGCCUUCACAAGUUCCUCCGGUGGGCUGCAGACUUACCAGACGUAUGGUUCGUCACUGUAACCCAAGCGCUAACUUGGAUGACAGACCCCAAGCCAGUCAAGGCGUUGAACAACUAUGAGCCUUGGCGCUGUGACAAUAAGGACCUGCCUGCUGCUCCUUGCAACCUCCCCAACAAGUGUGCACUGCCCUUCAAGCAUUCCGACAGUAACUUCACCGACACGCGGUACAUGGAGACUUGCAGCGAAUGUCCUAAACAGUACCCCUGGCUGGGUGACUCAGGCGGCACCGGCAUUCCUGGGAAAGACAACUACAUACCUGACAAUCUCAAAAGAAAGUAGUUUAUAGAUUAGUUUUUAGUGUAUCCUGUAUAAUCUAUCUAGGUUAUCUUUCGAUUCAAAAUCUCAGAUUUUUACUUCAUUUUUCAUGUUACCUAAAACUGUUCUAUUCUCUCGCAAAGUUAUCAAUACAAAUUGUACUUAUACUUUACUUAUUUAUCUAUCGAAGAAUUUACCGCAAAUAUUAAAAUAGAUAUUCUGGAUAGAUUAUACUCUGUAUAUUAUAUUUAGGUUCUAAGAAAACGAUGACUAGUCGUCGCCACUCACAAUAUAGUUUUAAAAGCUUUUUUAUCGUUGAAUUAGAUCUUAUUUAUGACUAAAACUUCUUAUAGAGGGGCUCGAUCCGUGUUUUUCUCGGGCAUAUUUCUAUUAUUACGAAAACAGCUUUGUAUGCUGGAACGACGGUCAAAAUUCAUACCUAACUAUUUUAUGUUUGUGAUUGUCUAUGAUUUAAAAAUAAUUACAGAAUCUACGAGUAUGCUCGUGUAUGGACUGAGUUUUGAAACUCGUUUCAGAAUACGGGCUAAGGACCUUCAUGACUGGUUUUUUAUUUUUAACUUUUAUAUGGACAAUAAACAGAUCUCACAAUCUAAUUUGAAAUUCAUAUUUGUCAUAAUAAAAUAAUGUGUAAAUACAAUAUUUAGCUAAGUUACACUGUGACAAGGUUUAUACGUAGUUUAAUGUGAAAAUGUGUAAACCUUUCUAAUUAUGAUAAUCACGUUUCAACUUUCAACGGUUUCCAACAUAGAAGUUAAACCACUUAUGCCAUUUAUUCAAAAGAUUACCUACUUGUAGCAAAAUAUCAAAGAUAAAGUUAGUGUUAUAAUACGAUUGGGCCAUAAUAUUACAGCGGUGUUUUAUUAGCUAAAUUAAUUACUAAAUCUACGCGAAUAUUUAUUUGGGUACUAAUAUUGGGCAAUUAAUUUUGCUUUCAAUAGUACUGUAAAAUAAAUAUCUCCACGUUUUCACAAUGUAAAUUCUGUGUUGUAUCAAAACAAAUUAUGUAUUCUCAAUGAGUACGGUGCUCUUUGUAUUUGUAAGGUAAAACAGCUGUUUAUUUGUUAAAUAAAACGAAAAUGUAUUUCCAAA
This is a messenger RNA of Ostrinia nubilalis (European corn borer), 2620 nucleotides long. It is a transcript of the gene Cda4, whose product is annotated as chitin deacetylase 1. NCBI's taxonomy places the organism in Eukaryota, Metazoa, Arthropoda, Insecta, Lepidoptera, Crambidae. Gene Ontology annotation, biological process: carbohydrate metabolic process. The transcript has 12 exons. The coding region runs from base 41 to 1534 and encodes 497 amino acids. Gene Ontology annotation, molecular function: chitin binding. The record is from RefSeq and is a predicted model, not a curated record. Gene Ontology annotation, cellular component: extracellular region.